Molecule: messenger RNA, 2943 nt
Organism: Peromyscus eremicus (cactus mouse)
Lineage: Eukaryota; Metazoa; Chordata; Mammalia; Rodentia; Cricetidae
Gene: Tmcc3
Product: transmembrane and coiled-coil domain family 3
Exons: 4
Coding region: 142-1578 (478 amino acids)
Cellular component (GO): endomembrane system
Source: RefSeq, a predicted model, not a curated record
CCUCGGCCGCGGCUCCCGGGCGAGCGAGGGUGAGCCGAGCACGGCGGGCAGCUGCCACCCGGCGCCGUGCUGAGCGGAGCGGAGUGGAGCGGCGGCCCCCCUCCCCGGAGAACGCAAAGUUGCCCAGUCUAAAGCGCAGACAUGCCGGGCAGCGACACGGCGCUCACCGUGGACCGGACCUACUCGGAUCCCGGCCGGCACCACCGCUGCAAGAGCCGGGUAGAACGUCAUGACAUGAAUACCCUCAGCCUACCCCUGAACAUACGCCGAGGGGGGUCAGACACCAACCUCAACUUCGAUGUCCCAGAUGGUAUCCUGGACUUCCACAAGGUCAAACCCAAUGCGGACAGCCUGAAACAAAAGAUCUUAAAGGUGACAGAGCAGAUCAAAAUCGAGCAGACGUCCCGCGAUGGGAACGUCGCCGAGUACCUGAAACUCGUCAGCAGCGCGGACAAGCAGCAGGCGGGGCGCAUCAAGCAAGUCUUCGAAAAGAAGAACCAGAAGUCGGCCCACUCCAUCGCCCAGCUGCAGAAGAAGUUGGAGCAGUACCACAGGAAGCUGAGGGAGAUCGAGCAGAACGGAGCCUCUAGGAGCUCCAAGGACAUUUCCAAAGACAGCCUGAAGGAGAUACACCACUCGCUGAAGGAUGCCCACGUGAAAUCGCGCACUGCUCCCCACUGCCUGGAGAGCAGUAAGUCGAGCAUGCCGGGGGUGUCCCUCACGCCCCCGGUGUUUGUCUUCAACAAGUCCAGGGAGUUUGCCAACUUGAUCCGGAAUAAGUUUGGCAGCGCCGACAACAUCGCUCACUUGAAAAACUCCCUGGAAGAGUUCAGACCCGAGGCCAGCGCCAGGGCUUACGGGGGCAGCGCCACCAUCGUGAACAAACCCAAGUACGGCAGCGAUGACGAGGAGUGCUCCAGCGGCACCUCCGGCUCGGCGGACAGCAACGGGAACCAGUCCUUCGGGGCCGGCGGGGCCAGCACGCUGGACAGCCAGGGCAAGCUGGCCAUGAUCCUGGAGGAGCUGAGGGAGAUCAAGGACACCCAAGCCCAGCUGGCGGAGGACAUCGAGGCGCUGAAGGUGCAGUUUAAGAGGGAAUAUGGCUUCAUCUCUCAGACCCUGCAAGAGGAGAGGUACAGGUAUGAGCGACUGGAAGACCAGCUGCAUGACCUGACGGAGCUUCACCAGCAUGAAACGGCCAACCUGAAGCAGGAGCUAGCCAGCGCCGAGGAGAAGGUGGCCUACCAGGCCUAUGAGCGCUCGAGGGACAUCCAGGAAGCCUUGGAAUCUUGCCAGACGCGCAUCUCCAAGCUGGAGUUGCAUCAGCAGGAGCAGCAGACCCUGCAGACGGAUGCCGUGAACGCCAAGGUGCUGCUGGGGAAAUGCAUCAACGUGGUCCUGGCCUUCAUGACCGUCAUCCUGGUGUGCGUGUCCACCCUAGCCAAGUUCGUCUCGCCCAUGAUGAAGAGUCGCUUCCACAUUCUGGGCACCUUCUUUGUGGUGACUCUCCUUGCAAUAUUUUGUAAAAACUGGGACCAUAUCCUGUGUGCCAUAGAAAGGACAAUAAUCCCAAGAUGAGCCCGCUGCUUCCUGCCUUCACGUUCUCUCAAGUUUUUUUUUUUUUUUUUUUAUUUUGGAGAAAACUGUGUGCAUACGACCAAAUUCCUGAAUGAAACGGCUGUGCCAAAGAUGGCGAGAAGGACUGAAGCUGUGUGGUGUAAAUAAUUAGAAUCUCUUAACCCAGUAGCAGUUGCCAACACGGUCCCUGUACGCGGUUAACGUGAAACUGGCCCAGAGUUCUCCCCACAUUGCUCACCGCCUUAAUCAGAGCAGAUCUUCAGCCCACCUGGCGAGCUCGGCAUGGUAAAGCCCUGUUCGUGGAGCGCUUGGCGUAAAGGGUGACCCAGAGGAAAGGGGCCUCCUUCUAUUUCCCAUGAAUCUCUGUCACAUUGAGCUUCAUGAUUGCUAACAGCUGUGUUCUCUCUGAGCCCCCCACAAACAGCAGGGAGAUGGCAGGGUUCAGGGGAGUGAGCAAAACACAAGACUUGGCAGCGUUGAGCUCUUGUGGGAGUGGUCUGUGGCAGCCCAGUCAGUCUCUCUGUGAUCUAUCCCACUUGCCGCCCCCCCAGGUGACCCUGUGUCCUAUUAUGUACCCGGUGUUCACAUUGGGUCGACUGUGUUAUGUCCUUUGUAACAUGGAAAUGUUAUAGCUGCUUCUCCGGCAAAAGUCUGCCUAACUGGUAGCGCUGCACUUUAUACCCAAUAGACACUAGGGUUUACUAACGGGCUCUCCUUAUGCCCAGGGACGUGCACACCUGAGCUCAUCCUACCUGGUGAGCAGUGCCCUGCCCUCAGAGCACGUAGCCAUGCUUUUAACACACUGUAGCUCUGGUAACUCGGGGUGCUGCGAGCAUCCCUGGGGAGGCUUAUGCUCUGGCAGUUGUCAACUGUGAUAAAUCCCCUUAGAGAAUGGGAUGCACUUUUACGCGAUUCACUUUACUCUCAGGUCGGCGGAGAUCAGAUUGCAGAGCUUGUUCGGGAAACGCAAACAAAUGAUGCUCCUGUUGCUAGGUUUUAUUUCUCUCAAAGACAGCAAAAUCAAACUUCAUAAAGCUUCAUGUGCGCCGAGGCAGGGCACGGGAGGCCGAAGAGGGAUUGGACGUUUGGUCUAAUCGGAUGGAUGGUGGCUAGGUUAGUGGGAGCCUUAUACCCAGAUGAGAUCAGGAGGGUCCGCUUAGGGACGUGAAGGGCAGCAAGAAUAAGAUGAAUUGAGUCCAGCGCCGAAGCUAAGUUGCCGUCGUCCAUCUUGUAGGCACGCAGUAAGACAAGUCCUGAGGGAGGUCACAGAACACACGCACUGCCAGUGAGCAGAACACAACAGGCAAGCGCCGCUGUGUUCCCUGGGUGCCGUUCACCGAUGAAGCUGGUUUUCUGUGUCCACCA